Molecule: messenger RNA, 882 nt
Organism: Amorphotheca resinae ATCC 22711
Lineage: Eukaryota; Fungi; Ascomycota; Leotiomycetes; Helotiales; Amorphothecaceae
Exons: 2
Coding region: 1-882 (293 amino acids)
Biological process (GO): nuclear polyadenylation-dependent mRNA catabolic process; TRAMP-dependent tRNA surveillance pathway; exonucleolytic trimming to generate mature 3'-end of 5.8S rRNA from tricistronic rRNA transcript (SSU-rRNA, 5.8S rRNA, LSU-rRNA)
Cellular component (GO): cytoplasmic exosome (RNase complex); nuclear exosome (RNase complex)
Source: RefSeq, a predicted model, not a curated record
AUGCCUCGAGAGAUAGGGCCCUCUCUCAACGAGAGACAGUUCUUCCAGAAAGCGCUGCAGGAGAACCUGCGCAUCGACGGCCGCGCCUUCGACCAGUUCCGGGCCCUCGAGCUCGACUUCGGCGACGAAUAUGGGGUCGCGGACGUCAGGCUCGGGAAGACGAGACUGAUCACCAAAAUCUCCGCCGAAGUCACAGCCCCCUUUCCCGACCGCCCCUUCGACGGCAUCUUCACCAUCAGCACCGAGCUCUCGCCCAUGACACUACCCAGUUUCGAAGUCGCGCGGCCCUCAGAAACCGAGCUUCUGCUCUCGCGGCUCCUGGAGAAGACGCUCCGGCGGUCCCAAGCCCUGGACACCGAAUCGCUGUGCCUGAUCGCCGGGUCUCAAGUGUGGUCGGUGCGGGCGGACGUGCAUGUGCUAUCGCACGAUGGGAACCUCGUCGAUGCGGCGUGCGUCGGCGUCGUGGCGGCGCUCCGACAUUUCAGGAAACCGGAUACCGCGAUCGAGGGCGAGAAAGUGACGGUGUUUACGCUGGCGGAGAGGGAACCCGUGCCCUUGAGCUUGCUGCAUGAUCCGCUGUGCGUGACGUUUAGCUUUUAUGGGGACGCGGGAGAGACGACGUUGUUGGAUGCGACGAUGCUGGAGGAGCAGCUGAGGGUCGGGUCUAUGACGAUUAGUAUGAAUAGGCAUGGGGAGCUGUGUCAGAUUGCCAAGUUGGGAGGCGCGCCCGUGGACGCGGUUGCGUUGUUGCAUUGUACGAAUGUGGCGUUGGUGAAGGUCAAGGAGAUAUCAGCGUUUAUCGCACAGAGAUUAAAGGAGGAUGCUGCGAAAAGGGAUAAAGGGGGCUUGAUGGCUGAGCUCAGUGCAGAGAAUGCGAGAUGA